AUGCCGGCGAAGAGGCUCUGGGAGCGGCACAUCCAGUUACGGUUGAGCUGGCCCACGAGCGGCGGCUGGCGCUGGAACUGCACCACCACCAGUGACGCACAGCUGUCCCCCGCCCCCACCGUGUACCGCCGGUUCGCCACCGUCUUCGACCGCGCCUUACCACACGCCACCGCUCCCAACGGCGUGCCGGCGACACAGAUCUGGGGGUUGGAGAGUUCCUGCUGGGCGUACGCGGCAGCCAGGGCGAUCCAGGCCGCAUAUGCUAAAGUCGUGGAAACGGACCUAACUCGUUCCCCACAACAGCCUCGCAUCCCUCCCCAACCCAUCCUCCCCCCACCCCGUCCUUCUCCCCGCUUCUCGCCCCGGCCCCUGAUGGGCGUACGCAGCAGCCAAGGCGGGUCUUGCUGGGCGUACGCAGCAGCCAAGGCGGUGCAGGGCGCGUAUGCGAAGCUCAAAGAGACGGACGAUGAUGUGUUCCCCAGCGGGACUCGGCUGUCGGUGCAGCAGCUGGUGGACUGCACUGGUACUGCUGCCUCGUGCCGGGGGGGGUACCCCGAGGCUGCCCUGCAGUAUGCGGCAAAGUUCGGGCUGCAGAGUGAAACAGAAUAUGAGUAUACUGGGGUUGGCGGCAAGUGCAGCACCAAGAAGGAUGCGGACAAGUGGAACACCUCGAUGUACGAGCAGGUGCCACUGCCGGGACCCCUCUUUCUCGUGUGCUGUUCCCUCUUUCUCAUCACAUCCGUGCUCCCUCUCCCUCCCCUACCGCCCCUCACCCCUCUCCACCGCUCUCAGCAAAGGUGGAACAUCAGCAUGUACGAGCAGGCGCCGCUACCGGGGCCGCUGGGGCUCAUUCUCGCGCUGCAGAAGCAGCCCGUUAUCGUCACCAUCCGCGCCUCCUCCCAAGACUUUAUCGACUACUCGGAAGGCAUAUACCAGGGCUGGGACUGCUACAGCCCCGUGGGGGAGGUGUGGGGGGACACGCAGGGCCAGGGGCUCAGAGCGACAGCCACAGCCACCAACAACACGGGGCUGCUGGACCACGUGAUGCUGGCCGUGGGGUAUAACUAUGACUCUCCGGGCAGCUUCUAUAAUUACUUCAUUCUGAAGAACAGCUGGGGGCCGCAGUGGGGCGAGAAUGGAUACAUGCGGAUUCGCAUGGAGGGGGGCGCGUUUGGCACAUGUGGCAUGCUGGUGAAUCGCGGGCUGUACCCCGUUGUGAACGGUGCAAUGGGAUCCAAUCCCGCUCAAUUCUCUCGUUUUUCCCUCGUUCCCCUCUUCUCCUCCUUACUCUUCCCACCCAUACCCCUCGCCAGCCCGCCAGAGCACGGGCCCUGCAGCAUAUCGCUGUGUGGGGGGGGCACAUCCCGCCAGACCACGGACCCCUGCGGCACGUCACCCUGUGGGGGCGGCACGUGUGUGGCGGACGGGAGUGGCAACGGCAAGUACACGUGUCAGUGCUCGGACCUGCUAGCGCCCGCUGUCAACCGCGACGGCACACCCACAUGCACCAUCGCUUGCUCGCUUCGCCCCUCCUCGAUAGAUUUAACUUCAUGUCCUCCACCCGCCCCUCCCACACAGGCGAUGUCUGCAGCAUGCUGCCUAACAAGCCAUGCUCCGUUGGGCGAUGCAGUGCAUCUCAGCAGCACCAAACAGCACCCCUCUCUCACCCGUCCACCCGUCUGCAGCAUGCUGCCUAACAGCACCUACCCCGUCUCAUUCCCCCCACCCCUCUCUCAUCCCCCAUCUCCACCACUCCCUCCCUUUCCAGUCGACGUCUGCAGCAUUCUACCCAACAACCCGUGCGCCGUGGGGCAGUGCAUCAACAGCGGCGACGGCGGGUAUUCGUGCAUUUGCCCUCCCAACUACAAAGCCAGCGUGCUCGCCUCUGGCCAGACCACCUGCGUGCCUGGUGAGCGGAGAGAAGAGGAGGACCUCUGCGAAAGGGGUCAGCUUCUCAACAUCUCCAUCCCCUCCUCGGCUCAAGUGUGCCGCGUGCGCUACACUGUCACCCAGGUCGGUGCCUACAUGUUUCCCAGUUGCGUUACAUUUCUCCCAGGAGCGUUUCAUGUCUCUUCGGUGCAUUACAAGUUACCAGGUGCGUUACAUGUCCCCCUCUCCCCCUCCCUUCGCAUCCCCUUCCUCAUUCCCCUCAGGCGGAUGCAGCAGCAAAGAGCUGCGGAUGCAGCGGCACAGAGCUGUGAUGCCAUCAACGAUCGCUUUGGCAUAGACGUAACGACCAUCAACCCCAGCCUUGACUGCACAAGCCUCACGUCCAACCAGCAGGUGAGGCGAGUGGGGAGCAGGGCGCUCUCACUGGUGUGCCAAGGUGGGGGAUGCGGUGUCAGGAGCAGCGGAUUAGAAUCUCUGCACCAACUACCAGCUGGCCAACCAGUGAGUCACCUGCGCCCCUCUCCUUUCACUGUCCCACGAUCUUUCUUGCCCUCACCUCAGAUCUGCAUUCAAGUUGGAGAUGCAGUGUCAGGAGCAGCGGAUUACAAUCUGUGCACCAACUACCAGCCGGCCAACCAGUGGGUCACCUGCGCCAGCAUCGUAUCAACGUACGGCAUGACGUGGCUCGACCUCUACCGCCUCAACCCCGGCAUCAACUGCGACACACUCAGCGCCCUCACUGCCUCUGAGGUAACAAUGGGUGGGUCUGGAAGUGGGAAUAGAAAUGUGGCCCCAAAAUUGUGGGCCUAG
This is a messenger RNA of Closterium sp. Naga37s-1, 2700 nucleotides long. The record is from the annotation of a GenBank genome assembly. NCBI's taxonomy places the organism in Eukaryota, Viridiplantae, Streptophyta, Zygnematophyceae, Desmidiales, Closteriaceae.